This is a messenger RNA of Thunnus maccoyii (southern bluefin tuna), 8182 nucleotides long. RefSeq names its product tenascin-like. The transcript has 29 exons. Bases 348 to 7502 code for a protein of 2384 amino acids. The record is from RefSeq and is a predicted model, not a curated record. Gene Ontology annotation, molecular function: protein binding. Lineage: Eukaryota; Metazoa; Chordata; Actinopteri; Scombriformes; Scombridae.
CUCUCACUCACUCUCUCACUCUGUCAGUGUAGACAGUUAAAGAGCUGAACCCCAGCCUGAGCUGCGAACGGUGAGGAAAAGAUAAAGAGCCGGCUGAGGGAGGACUGACAGAGCUGCCACCUUGCUGGAGAGGCUGCAAGACAGAGCGGUGGCACAAGAGAGCAAAGCAUCAUUUUCUUGGCUUCACUGAAUGUGCAAAGACCCGGAGGACCUCCUCAUCUUACCUGCCGGGACUUGUGAGAAAAAGUAGAUUGCACUCGUGCAGAACCUUCACUGUUAACCAGGAUUGGCCUUUAGUCAGAGGUUCAAACUGAUUAAUUUUAGGAAGUCAAGGUCCCUCAUCUAGCAUGGGUACAAGAGGCCUUCUGGGCUGCCUCCUCCUGACUGCUUUGCUCAGCUUUUCAAAUGCUGGGCUUGUGAAGAAAAUCCUACGGCAUCGACGACAGACUCUGGCAUCCCCUAAAGAACACAACAUCACCCUGCCCAGUGCAGAUCAUCCUGUGGUGUUCAACCAUGUCUAUAACAUCAAUGUUCCUGCCAGUGCUCUAUGCUCAGUGGACCUAGACGCUCCAGAGAACAAGCAGCUCCUUCCCAAUGACGCUGCAGUUUCCCCGGGCUAUCGCGCCACUGAGCACACCCUCGAUGGAGAGAACCAGAUUGUCUUCACCCACCGCAUCAACAUUCCUCGGCGGGCCUGCGGUUGUAGCGAUGACAUGCCGGGUCUGAAAGACCUCAUGAGCCGGUUGGAGAUGCUUGAGGGAGAACUUUCAGCAUUGAGAGAUCAGUGCAAUGGUGAUGGUAACUGCUGCAGUGCACAAGUCACAGGUGAGGUGGGAACUAAGCCUUACUGCAACGGUCAUGGAAACUACAGCACUGAAACUUGUGGCUGCAGUUGUGAGCCUGGAUGGAAGGGACCCAACUGCACCGAGCCCGAGUGUCCCAAUAACUGCCAGGACCGAGGCCGCUGCGUGGACGGAAAGUGUGAGUGCUUCAAGGGCUUCUCUGGAGAAGACUGCACCAUCAAGGUUUGCCCUGUGGAAUGCGGAGAGUACGGACAGUGUGUGGACGGCAUUUGCGUCUGCUCGGAUGGUUACUUCGGAGAAGACUGCUCUCAGACAAAGUGCCUCAACAACUGCCACGGCCGCGGCCGCUGUGAGGACGGAGACUGCGUAUGCGAUGAACCUUGGACUGGCUUUGACUGCUCUGAACUCAUCUGUCCUAAAGACUGCUACGACCGCGGGAGCUGUGUGAACGGCACCUGCUACUGUGAAGAGGGCUACACGGGGGAGGACUGUGGAGUACGCACCUGUCCCAACAACUGCCACGGUAACGGUUUCUGUGUUGAAGGAAAGUGCGUCUGCACCGCCGGCUAUAGCGGAGAAGACUGCUCUCAGCUCACCUGCCUCAACGACUGUAACGACAGAGGUAUCUGCUCCAACGGGAUAUGUAUCUGUGAUAUGGGCUACCAAGGUGAAGAUUGCAGCCAGUUAGCAUGUCUGAACAACUGUAACAACAGAGGCCAGUGCAUAAAUGGACAGUGCGCAUGCGAUGUCGGUUUCCAGGGAGAUGAUUGCUCUGAGCUGUCAUGUCCCAACAACUGCCAGGACAGGGGGCGCUGUGUUAACGGCCAGUGCGUGUGCGAUGAAGGCUUCACUGGGGAGGACUGCAGCAUCAGGACAUGCCCCUCAGACUGUUACGGCCGUGGGGAGUGUAUUGAUGGACGCUGUGAGUGUCACGCAGGCUUCACUGGCGAGGACUGCAGCGAGCUGAGCUGUCCUAACAGAUGCAGCAAUCGUGGCCGAUGCAUUGAUGGGCAGUGUGUUUGUGAUGAAGGCUUCUCUGGUGAAGACUGCGGUCUGAAAGCUUGUCCCAACGACUGCAUGGCCCGAGGUUUCUGUUCUGAUGGCAAGUGCAUCUGUGAGGAGGGCUUCACAGGAGACGACUGUUCCGGGCUCGCCUGUCCAGAUAACUGCAACAACAGGGGUCGCUGCAUCAACGGAAGGUGCACAUGUGAGAGUGGAUAUGAAGGAGAAAGCUGCGCAGAUCUGAGCUGCCUCAACAACUGCCAGGACAAAGGCCGCUGUGUGAACGGUCAGUGCGUCUGUGAUGAGGGAUACAUUGGAGACGACUGCUCAGAAGUGUCUCCUCCAAAGGACCUCAAUAUCGGCAAGGUCACAACCGACACAGUGGAUCUCUUGUGGGACAACGAGAUGCUGGUGACCGAGUACCUUGUGACUUAUGUGCCCACCAGUCCUGGUGGUCUUCUCCAGGAGUUCACCGUGCCUGGAGACAAAAGUGCCGCAACUGUCAAAGAGCUUGAACCUGGCAUCGAGUACCAGAUCAACGUCUACGCCGUUCUGAGCAACAAAAAGAGCAUCCCUGUCAGUGCGAGGGUGGCCACAGCUCUUCCACAGCCAGAGGGUUUAAGAUUCAAAUCAGUGAGUGAGACCUCAGUAGAGGUCGUGUGGGACCAGCUGGACAUCUCCUUUGAUGGCUGGGAGAUCUAUUUCCGCAACACGAAAGAAGAUAAUGGUAAAAUCGUGAGCAAUCUUCCACCCUCCCAAAACCAGUUCAUCCAGUCAGGUCUCGGACCAGGACAGGAAUAUGAAGUUUCCAUCAACAUCAUCAAGAACAACACCAGAGGACCCCAGACAUCCAAAACAGUCACUACGAAUAUCGACGGCCCCCGUCAGGUGGAGGUGAAAGAUGUGACGGACUCCUCGGCUCUGGUCAGCUGGUCCGAGCCGGUGGCUACUAUAGACAAAGUCACCAUGGUUUAUGGGUCCAGCGCCGACCCCACAGAUGUAAUCAGCGCGGAUGUUACCUCCCCAGACAAGCAGUACAGCAUUGACGGUCUGAAGCCGGACACUGAGUACGUAGUGACCCUCAUCUCCAAGAGCAAACACAUGAGCAGCAAAGCUGUCACCACCACGUUCACUACAGCCCUGGACGCCCCUAAGGACCUGCAGGCUGUUUCCCAGACAGACAGCAGCAUCACUCUUGAGUGGAGUAACAGUCAAGCUGAUGUUGGCAGCUACCGAGUGAAAUACAGCCCCAUCUCCGGCGCCGCUCAUGGUGAGGAAGUGUUCCCACGAGGACCAGGAGACACCACAAAAGCUACUAUCACUGGGCUAAAGCCAGGGACGGAGUAUGGGAUCGGAGUGACUGCCGUGAAGAAAGAGAGAGAGAGCCUCCCAGCUACGACAAACGCAGCAACUGACCUCGAUCCUCCCAGAGAUUUGGAGCAAGUCGAGUCCACAGAGACCUCCAUCACCCUGAGGUGGCAGAAACCUCGAGCCAAGGUCACCGGCUACAGGCUGGUGUACAUCUCCAAAGACAACCAGGUCGACGAGGUGGAGAUCCCAGGCACAGCGACUAGCCAUGUCAUACGCAACCUGACUCCUGGAAUGAACUACGGCCUCACCUUGACCGCAGAGAGGGGUCACAGGAGGAGCACACCUGUCACUGUGUCUACAUCCACAGCGUCUUUCACAUUUUAUUUAUCUGACUCAGACGACCGUGAGCUAACGACUCCUGCAGGCUCAGAGGACAAUGUCAUUAGCUUUGCGUAUUUAGACACCUCCGAGUCCCAUUUCUCUGGGACGGAGCCUGACGAUGAGCUGGGAACGCUGACUAUCUCAGGCGCCACACCUGAUGGAUUUGACCUCACGUGGGAACUAAAGGGUCACGGUGUCUAUGAUAGUUUCGCAGUAGAAUAUAAAGACACUCAGCGUUUGCAGGAUGCGAGAGAGGUCCGACUUCCUGGAAAUGCCACUGGCUCUAGAAUCCAGGGCCUGAACGCAUCGACAGAAUAUCAGUUAAAGCUUUAUGGGAUAACCGGUAGCCAGAGAUCUGCGCUACUUGAAGCUGUUGCAGUCACAGCAACCAAGCCUACCUCUCCAGAUGUACUUUCGCUGAGCAUCAAAGAUGCCCCAACAACCCCACAGUCUGCUUCGGAUAUUGGAGCAGUUCAAACCCCAGAACCCCUCCGUCCUCUAAGCACAGAGGCUCCUUCCUCUACUGAUACUGAUGUGACAAGCUCUGGGGCUGAGCCUGAAAGCUCAACCCUGGAUGUAUUGGGAGACCUCACAGUCACAAAUGUUACCGCCAGUAGCGUAAGCCUGGUUUGGUCGGCGCCUGAUGAGGUGUUUGAUAGCUUUUUGGUGGAGCUAAGUGCUCCGUCAGCUUUGAUACAAGCUCAUGUGACCACCGUACCAGGAAGUAUGAGGAAGGCUGAAAUAGAGGGCUUGUCCCCCUCGACACGCUAUGAUAUUAUAAUACAAGGGCUGGUGGAAGGAGAGAGAUCUUUACCUCUCAGAGGUUUUGCUACUACAGAGGAGCUGAAGCCCAUGGUGGUGAACCUCACCAUCUCUGACAAUACAUGGGACGGCUUCACUGCGUCCUGGAUCCCCAUGGGUGGGGAAUUUGACAGCUUUGUCAUUGAGGUAACAAACUUGGAGAAUAUCGCAGAGAGCCAGAACCUCUCUCUUUCCGGAGACGCUUUGAGCCUGGGCAUCUCCGGGCUGAAUCCCAACACCAGCUACAUGGUUGGCCUGUAUGGGAUGUAUCAGGGCUCCUUCCUUGAGCCCCUGUACACUGAAGCCGUCACAGUGAAUCAGCCAUUGGUUGGCAAACUAUAUGUCUCAAACUUAACGUCAGAGAGCUUUUCAAUCUUCUGGAACGACACUGAAGGAGAAUUUGAUGGUUUUAUCCUGGAGAUUAUUGAUUCUGAUUGGCUGAUGGAGCCAAAGGAAUUUAACUUAUCCCACAAUGCAAUGUCCCAUGACGUCACAGGGCUCAGGCCCAGCACUGACUAUAUAGCCUACCUCUAUGGGACAUACAAGGGAUCCAGAACAAGCGCUGUCAGUAUUGUUGCAUCAACAGCUAAAGAGCCUGAUCUGUCCAGGCUAGUUGUUUCUAACAUUACCUCAGACAGAUUCUCUCUGUCGUGGCGGACAGGAGAGAACACUUUUGAUAUCUUUAUAGUAGAAGUCAGAGAGUCUGCUUUGCCCUCGCAGGCAAUGGGGCGCGCUCUGCCAGGAGACGUGCGCUCCACAGUCAUGGCCGGGCUCAAAGCGAGCACAAGCUACAACAUAAAGCUGUACGCCAGCGUUGGUGGCCAGAACACACAGCCGCUAUUUGCUGUAGCUACAACAGAGGAUGUCCCACAGUUGGGGCCCAUAGCUGCUUCAUCUGUGAGCCCACAUAACCUCAGCUUGUCCUGGAGCACAGUGUCGGGCCAUUUUGAUGGCUUUGUUGUCCGGGUCAGCGACCCUGAGCAGCAGUCUGAUACGCUGGAGUUCAGACUGCCUGGUGAAGUCCGUAACUUUACGAUCUCUAACCUGAUGGAUGCCACAGGCUAUGAUAUUGAACUGUAUGGUAUUUCUCAUGGGCGCCAAACUCCCUCUGUGUUAGCCCACGCCGUCACAGCUCCUUUGCCUAAAGUGGAAAACUUGACCAUUUCCAACAUAACCCCCUACGGCUUCCGUGUGUCGUGGGAGGUGAAGCAGCAGCAGCAACUGCAGCAGCCGGAGGAAUUAGCCCCCUCUAGCGGUGGCUUCAGACACUUUCACAUAGUGGUGACAGACUCCGGCUGGCUGCUGGAGCCUCAGGAGUUCACUGUGGCAGGAAACGAAAGUCACCUGGACAUCUGGGGCCUCAUCACCGGCAUAGGCUAUGAGGUCAGGCUGACCGGGGUGUCAGAGUCAGGGCUUCUCUCUCGGCCUCUGACUACAGUGGCUGUGACAGAGGCUGAGCCGGAGGUGGAGCAUCUUUUUGUCUCGGACAUCACAGCUGACAGUUUCCGUCUGUCGUGGACGUCUGAUGAAGACAUGUUUGACAGAUUUGUGAUCAAAAUAAGAGACAGCAAAAGAUUAGCCCAUCCUCGGGAGUACAGCGUCCGCGGUGAUGAGCGAACCAAGGUUUUAACUGGACUCAUGGGUGGCACUGAGUAUGAAAUCGAGCUUUAUGGUGUCACAUUGGACCGACGCUCCCAACCUAUUACUGGGGUUGCUCAGACAGGCCUGUCAACUCCAAAAGGACUGCACUUCUCUGAAGUGACUGAAUCCUCAGCCAUAGUUCACUGGUCCCUGUCGAGCUCUACAGUGGAUAACUACCGCAUCACCUAUGUGCCGUUCGAAGGAGGAACCCCAAUGAUGGUGACUGUGGAUGGCGACGUGUUAGAGGCUUUGCUGCCCAAUAUGAUCCCUGGCAAGUUGUAUCAGGUGACUGUCAGCGCUGUGAAGGGUCUGGAGGAAAGUGAUCCCAGCACAGACACUGUAACCACAGCUUUGGACAGACCUCAGGGUCUGACUGCAGUUAAUGUCACCGACAUCUCUGCUCUGUUGCUGUGGCAACCCUCUGUAGCCACUGUUGAUGGCUAUGUGAUUACUUACAGUGCUGAUACAGUGUCCUCAGUGGUGGAGCAUGUUUCUGGGAACACGGUGGAGUUUGAGAUGGGCUCCCUGGUUCCAGGAACUCAUUACACAGUCGGAGUGCAUGCGAUGAAAGAAGCUCAGAAGAGCGCUUCUGCUGUUACUGAAUUCACCACCGAUGUGGACCCUCCUCGUGAUCUGACAGCUACUAACAUUCAAACCGACAGUGCGACUCUCACAUGGAAACCUCCGCAGGCUGCUGUCACUGGUUACACGCUCACCUUCUCCUCUGCUGAUGGUACAAUCAGGGAGGUGGUUCUAAGCCCGACAGCCUCCUCUUAUAGCAUGGUUCAGCUAACUGGUUCUACAGAGUACAGCGUCAAACUGCAGGCCAUCGCUGGAACCCAGAGGAGUCGUCACAUUACCACCAUCUUCACUACCAUUGGACAGCUGUACAGAUACCCCAAGGACUGUGCUCAGAUUUUACUGAACGGAGAGACGACUUCUGGUCUGUACACCAUCUAUGUGGGUGGAGAGGAGAGUCAACCAAUCCAGGUUUACUGUGACAUGACAACAGACAGCGGAGGAUGGAUGGUUCUCCUGAGACGCCAGAAUGGAAAGCUGGAUUUCUUUAGGAACUGGAAGAACUACACCGCUGGCUUCGGUAACAUGAAUGAUGAGUUCUGGCUGGGUCUCUCCAACCUCCAUAAGAUCACUGCUUCUGGCCAUUAUGAAGUGCGAGUGGACAUGAGGGACGGCGGGGAAUCAGCCUUUGCUCAGUAUGACAAGUUCACGAUUGCAGAGCCAAGAACACGCUAUAAAAUCUCCAUAGGAGCAUACAGUGGAACAGCAGGUGACUCCAUGACUUACCACCAGGGUCGGCCAUUCUCCACCUAUGACAAUGAUAAUGAUAUUGCUGUCACCAACUGCGCCUUGUCCUACAAAGGUGCCUUUUGGUAUAAAAACUGUCAUCGUGUCAACCUCAUGGGGAAAUAUGGUGACGACAGUCACAGUAAGGGGAUCAACUGGUUCCACUGGAAAGGCCACGAACAUUCAAUCGAAUUUGCAGAGAUGAAGAUUAGACCGGCCAACUUCAGAAAUUUCGAGAGCAGAAAAAAACGAUCAUAGACUUGUGAACCCCCUUCCUCGUAUACACCUCAUCUCCAUCCCCCGAGCCUCGUCAGCUGUCACGAACUUCUGCGAUCCCUCAGCUUGAAAAUCAUUCUCUAAAAUACACGUAAAACCACACUGAAUGUAAUCCAAGUGGCUGUGAGAAACGAACCUGGUAACAUCACACCAAAGAAUCAAACAAUUAGCCGUUUUUAGCGUAGCUGUCCCAAUUUGGCACUGUUGUACGUGUGAUUACGUUUCUGCGUUCCCACAUUUUGGGUUCCAAGAGAAAAGUAGCUAUUGAGUUUGAUUAGUAUGAAUGGAUAUACAUGUGUUAUUGGGACCAAACAGCUGUAUAAAUAUGAGAAUUAAUUGUAAAAUUGUGUGAAUGGAUCCACUGAAUCAGUAACAUGUCAAGGGCACAUAAUCAGAAGGCAUCAGGCCACUCACAUCCCCUCAAGUAAUGGGAUAAAAGAUAAUUCAGUGGCGUUGUAUUUUAAAUUAGUUGACUGAGUUAUGGAUAAAAAAUAAUUUAUAAAAUGAUACAUAAUGAACUCCAUACAUUUUUUUUCAUAUGUUGAUUGUGCAACCAAGAGAACCAUCUGUCAAGAUUUCGCAUUUGGAGGCCACUAAUACUGUUGAAUUCAUAUUUAAGUUGUGAUUUACUUAUUUUGAUAGGAAAUGAAUCUGAUGCUCUG